Molecule: messenger RNA, 1190 nt
Organism: Thunnus maccoyii (southern bluefin tuna)
Lineage: Eukaryota; Metazoa; Chordata; Actinopteri; Scombriformes; Scombridae
Product: zinc-alpha-2-glycoprotein-like
Exons: 6
Coding region: 45-1190 (381 amino acids)
Biological process (GO): immune response
Cellular component (GO): external side of plasma membrane
Source: RefSeq, a predicted model, not a curated record
AGUGCAAUAUUUUUCCUCCCCAUCACUUCCAUUCUAAGUGCAUCAUGAAGAGAUCUUCUAAUGGUUCCCACUCUCUGGUGUUCUUGUCUACAGGACGUGUUAGGACUGGAGAUACUCACUCAUCUGAGCAACUAACUGUAUUUGAUGGAGCCCCAAUCUCUCACUGUGACAGCCUGACCAAGAAAGACGAGUUCAAACAAACCCUGCAAUCCAAACAUUUACCCCCACGCUGUGAUAAUGCAAUUGCUGAUAUUUUAGAUACACUCUAUGACAUUCCAAAAUACAUCAACAGCUCAGUGUAUAUUGUGCAACGGCGGCGUGGCUGCAUCCAGUCAACCAAUGAGACUGUCUCUGCUUUUGAUACCUGGGCAGUGAAUGGGAUCGACUUCAUAAGCUUUGACCCUGAAUCCCAGAGGUGGACAUCCCAGUCUCCCUCCGCAAAAACUGUUGAACAUCUCUGGAACAAUGACAGAGCAAGGAAUGCAGUCUUUAGAGGCUUCAUCAGAUCCCAAUGUCCACAAAUGAUCCAGAGGAUCAAAUUAAGACCAAUAAAGCAAAAUACAGAACUGCGUGUUUUUGCAAAGUCCACUGCUAACACAGACCAGGUACAACUAAGAUGUCAUGUGACAAGUACUGACAAAUCAGUGAGCUCAGUGCAUCUGAUUGGAAACGGGGCUCCCAGGGCCAGUUGGAUCACAGUGACUGGACCAUUGCCUUCUGGAGAUGGAUCAGUGAUCAUCAGACUGACAGCUGGGAUCUCACUGAGCCGAAACACCAACACCUACGGCUGCACAGUACAAACUGGAGGUGACAGCAUCACUGUCUUUUGGGAUGGGAGUACCCUUGAUGGCAGACACCUUGUUUAUGACUUACACAAAUGGGAUAUUCUUAUUGCAAUAACUGGAUUCUGCUCUGUGGUUACUGUGAUCACUCUGAUUUCUUGUGGAAUGAUAUUUCUGCUUAAAUGUGUCAAGAAGAAGUCACGCCCUCCACCAACAGUUGAUCCACAGCUGACUGUGCAGUAUACCAGGAUAAUGGGGGGUGUUACCUCUUCAGAUCUGCAGGUUGUGAUAGCUGCAAACAUACAGGGUACGGAGAGAAACAGAGAAUACCAGGACCGGUGGGAAGUGUGGAUUACAUCUAGGGAUCAAAAUUACUAUGAUCCUGAAUACUUUGCCAAUCGAGUUUAA